Macroventuria anomochaeta is the source of this 1068-nucleotide messenger RNA. RefSeq names its product ankyrin. The transcript is spliced from 2 exons. Gene Ontology annotation, cellular component: ciliary inversin compartment. Gene Ontology annotation, molecular function: protein binding. NCBI's taxonomy places the organism in Eukaryota, Fungi, Ascomycota, Dothideomycetes, Pleosporales, Didymellaceae. Gene Ontology annotation, biological process: protein localization to ciliary inversin compartment. The coding region runs from base 1 to 1068 and encodes 355 amino acids. The record is from RefSeq and is a predicted model, not a curated record.
AUGACCAAGUUCCUUCUGGAGCGUGGCGCUGAUCCGAACGCUCUAUCCGGAUACAACGAAUUCCCGAUACAUCUUACGUUAUUUCACGCUGAUAAAACAAAGCAUCGCGAAGGCGUGCUCGAUGCGCUGCUCGCAGAUGCUAGGACCAUUUUGACGAUUAGAGACUACCAGAAUGAGCACCCUCUGCACUGCGUCGAGUACGGAAAGUCUGGAAGCGUGCGGAUGGUCAAGAGACUAGUUUCUGAAGGAGCAAGUCCCUUCAAAAGGAACUUGAAGCAGCAAAACGCACUGCAUCUUGCUAGCCGGGCCGGCGAUCACGACGCGGUCAUAGUUCUACUUUCCCUAGAAGUCGAGCCUGCCUCAAUGGACAAUGAGGGGCUCAACGCCCUUCACCACGCCACACGGAGUGGGAACCAUGAAACAAUUAGCGUCCUUCUAGAAACAGCUGUGGCAACAAAACCAAGUCUAGUGGCAUCGAAGGACACUUGGAGUAGAAUCUCGCUUCACCAUCUGUUGUCUACGACCUCUAGGGUUCGAAAUGAGACGCUACAGUUGCUGCUUGACAAGGGGGUGGAUGGUUCAGAGUUGGACGCAUUCGGCAAGUCACCAUUGGCGAGCUAUUUCAAAGGGCAUUGGCUUGGACUAAAUUUCGACAUCUGCCAGUUUUUGCUUUCGGUCAAAGGAAGCUCUUCGUAUGUCGACAAGAAUGGACAAAAUCUAGGGCACUUGUACGCUUCGACAUUGGACCGCAGAGUUCAGACUUUGGAGCUCAUGAGGGAAUACUCUGUCGAUCUGGCAAAGAAAGAUGCACAAAGCAGGACAAUCUUGCACUGCGCUGCGAUCAGCGGAUCCAUUAACGAAGAAUCAUUGCAUUAUCUUCUCUAUGUUGUCGGCGUUGAGAUGAAUGCAGAGGACGAAUCUGGAAAAGCGGCAUUGCAGCAUGCAGUAGAGAUGGCAUCGAAAGAUCACGACUCACGAAUACAUGAUCCUGGGCGCUGGAAUAGAACUACGAGGCUUUUGUCGGAAUCAGGUGUCAGUCAAGCAGCUUCUAGAGCUAUAGUGGGCUAG